Musca vetustissima is the source of this 1361-nucleotide messenger RNA. RefSeq names its product putative Dol-P-Glc:Glc(2)Man(9)GlcNAc(2)-PP-Dol alpha-1,2-glucosyltransferase (gene Alg10). Lineage: Eukaryota; Metazoa; Arthropoda; Insecta; Diptera; Muscidae. Gene Ontology annotation, molecular function: dolichyl pyrophosphate Glc2Man9GlcNAc2 alpha-1,2-glucosyltransferase activity. Gene Ontology annotation, cellular component: endoplasmic reticulum. Gene Ontology annotation, biological process: dolichol-linked oligosaccharide biosynthetic process; protein N-linked glycosylation. Bases 1 to 1353 code for a protein of 450 amino acids. The transcript is spliced from 5 exons. The record is from RefSeq and is a predicted model, not a curated record.
AUGAAAACCUAUUUGCUGCCCGUAUUACUGGUGCUGGUCUUUGCGGCCUAUUCCCUGCCCUUGUUUCUUCGGGUAUAUAGCACCACACAAAUGGUAAUCGAUGAAGAAUUCCAUCUGCGGCAGGGUAUACGCUAUUGUCAGAAGCAAUUUAAGGAGUGGGAUCCCAAAAUUACCACCUUCCCCGGCCUGUAUUUCUUUGCAUUGCUACUAAUACCCUUGGAAUUUUGUGAGGUAUUGGGUUUACGUUUGAUAUCAUUGGUCGCGGCAGCUGUUAAUGUGGUCCUGCUGUAUUAUAUACGCCGCAAAAGUUUGGGUAAUGCCCAUUCAACGUUGGCCGCUUUGGAAGCGCUGACCAUAGGCAGUUUACCACCUCUAUAUUUCUUUAGUCAUUUGUACUAUUCGGAUACGUUGUCGCUGACCAUGGUAUUGCUGAUGUAUGCAUUUUGGCAAAAGGGUAGUCAUUUACAGGCAUCUGUAUAUGCUGCUGCCAGUGUCUUAAUGCGUCAAACCAAUGUCGUUUGGGUUGCCAUGGCUUUUGGUACAACGGCUUUGGAUUUGGUCACAGUGAAAUAUGCCGAGCUGAAGGGCAUUAAACCAAAUGAUGUUAAAAUCUAUCAACCAAAGGUUAUUUUCGACAUUUUAAAACGUUUCGAACUGGUGAUGAAAUGUCUUUGGUACAUUAUUACCCAAGGAUGUUUCUAUUUAAUUAUAAUACUGCCAUUUAUGGGUUUUGUCUAUCUCAACGGUUCCAUAGUGUUGGGAGACAAGAGGGCCCAUGAAGCUAGCAUUCAUUUGCCACAGCUCUUCUACUUCAGCAUUUUCUGUUGUUUCUUCGGCAUCUCAAAUAUUAUCAAUAGAUUCCGCGCGACAAUGCAAGCCAUAUGGCAAUAUAAAAGUGAAAUGAUUAUGUUAACCAUUGUGUUCCUAAUGAUAGUACGUUUCAAUACUUUGGUACAUCCAUAUCUGUUGGCCGAUAAUCGUCAUUAUAUAUUUUAUAUAUGGCAAAGACUAUACGGUCGUUAUUGGUGGUUUAAAUAUUGUAUGUGCCCCGUAUAUUCGAUUGCGCUGAUGUUCGUCCAUCAGGGCAUCAAACAUUUACGUUUUAAUUUACAAUUUAUGUUUUGGUUAGCUACUGCCAUAGUUUUGUGUUUCCAACGUUUGUUGGAAUUACGUUAUUUCAUAAUACCAUUUGUUUUGUUCCGAUUAAAUACCCGUCCCAAUUUGAAAUCGAGUCGUGCCCAUUGGAUUGAAUUGAGUUUCAAUGUCCUAUUGAAUGCCAUAACAUUUUAUAUUUUCUUUACCAAAGAAAUUAAAUGGGAUAAUUAUAAGGAACCACAAAGGCUUAUAUGGUAGAAUAACAG